This is a messenger RNA of Gorilla gorilla gorilla (western lowland gorilla), 7017 nucleotides long. It is a transcript of the gene TEKT4, whose product is annotated as tektin 4. The transcript is spliced from 6 exons. Gene Ontology annotation, cellular component: nucleus; microtubule cytoskeleton; sperm flagellum. The coding region runs from base 5625 to 6959 and encodes 444 amino acids. Lineage: Eukaryota; Metazoa; Chordata; Mammalia; Primates; Hominidae. The record is from RefSeq and is a predicted model, not a curated record. Gene Ontology annotation, biological process: cilium assembly; cilium movement involved in cell motility.
AGCUACUUACUUCUACAUUCUUCCAGUUUUUCAGUUUCUGAUUUAGCUUAUAAAAGGCAAAUGAUCAAUUUAAUUUGAUACUCAGAGUUGUGUUUACCUUUAAUGGACAAAUAUAUGUCAGAUACUUUGGUGUUUAUUGAUAUGACACUGUGUGGUUAAACAACGCAAGUAUGUCCAUGUGUUUCUUACAGGGUACACUUGAAACUAGUAGUGUUUAUGCAGCUCACUUAUGUAACUUGAAAAUCUGGUACUAUUGCAUUCAGGACUGAAAUCUUGGAGUUUAGGUGUCUUGUCUCUCAUUUUGAAAGUAAGUGAAAGUUGAGAAUGUAAAAUCUAUAAAGUUCAUUUUUUAACUAGGAAAAAAACACAAAUUAAUGACAGACACCAAAUUACAAAUCCAAAAAGCUCAGAGAACACCAAGCAGGAUGAAUAUUUUAAAAAUAUAACUAGGAAUAUCAUAUUCAAACUGUAGAAAACCUAUAACAAAGAUAAAAUAUUAAAAUAAGGCAGAGGAAGAAACACAUUGUCUACAGAGAAACAGACGUAAGAAUUACAUUGGACUUCUGUUUAGAAUCCAUGCAAGUAAGAAGUGUUGAAAAAAAUUAGAAUACAGUGGGUAUUUAUUAUCCAAGUAUUCAUUAUCUAAAACUGCAAAGCAAAAAUAAUUGUAACAAGAACAUAUUCACUAGCAAUCUGAGCACUCAUGAUAUUAGUGACUGUUCUGGAGAGAAUUAUGUCCCCCCAGAAUUCCUAACUUGAAGCCCUAUAUCCCAGCGUGACUGUAUUUGGAGAAGGAGCUUUUAAGAAGGUAAAGGUUAAAUAGGGGCAAAAGGGUAAGGCCCUAAUCUGUUAGGACUGGGGUCGUCAUCCAAAAAGGAAGAGACGCCAGAGAUAUCUCUCUCUCUCUCUCUGCCUCCCUCCUCCUCUCUCCCUCUCCCCACAUGCAUUUGUUAAAUUGAGGUUUUUUGUUAGAACAUAUAUAGUGGCAUUUUAAUAAAGUGUUACUCUACUUAAAACACACACACACAUAUACAUACAAUUUUGAUAAAUUCUUUUUUGAGAAUAAGGCCGGGCAUGGUGGCUCACACCUGUAAUCCCAGCGCUUUGGAAGGCUGAGGUGGGUGGAUCAUCUGAGGUCAGGAGUUCAAGACCAGCCUGGCCAACAUGGUGAAACCCCAUCUCUACUAAAAAUACAAAAAAUUAGCUGGGCGUGGUGGCGGGCACCUGUAAUCCCAGCUACUCAGGAUGCUGAAGCAGGAGAAUCCCUUCAACCGAAGAGGCAGAGGUUGUGGUGAGCCAAGAUUGUACCAUUGCACUCCAGCCUGGGCAACAAGAGCAAAACUCCAUCUCAAGAAAAAUAAAACAAAAUAAAAAUUGAAAAACACAAAACUGGGAUGUGUCCCUGUCUUUUAGGAAGAUAUAACUUUACCAUUACUAAAAUUGAGCCUCAGAAACAUUAAGCAUGCUACACAAACUUAGCUGGAAAUGAAUACUGAAACGGAACUUUGAAUCCAAGAUGAUUUAUUUUGAAUCCCAUGCUAAUGCCGUUAAGUCCUAUAGACCCUUCUCAGGUGCAGCCAGAGACACACUAGCCCACUGAUGGACGGACAGACGUGGACAGGGUCCAUCUCACUAAAACACCCACCACUGCCACAGCUGCCUACAACAGACACAUCAGAUGAGACUCCAGGCAAGUACACAAUUUUCACUGAGGACUUAUUGGUUUUAAUAAUAGGUCCUGGUGUAGAGAAGUCCCUCAACCUACUGUGCAACAUGUUUUGAGAAGCGGGUAAGCUAUAUGUUUUGUGGUUUUGUUUCAUAAAUGCAUCUACAAGAAGACCAAUAUUGACUGAAUGAAGCUUUUGUUUAAAGGGCUAAAAUAUGCUUUGUGGUUUUAUAUGUGGAAACUACUUUAAACCUAAUGACUAUUAAUUGUAUCAUAGCUUGUGAUGUAGUCUGCUCAUGGCUUUUAAGGUAAAUUGUGCCAUGAUCCACUGCCAUUCUAAUUGCUUUAAUUAACAAGUCAUUACCACACUACUGUUACAUCUUAAUUAUGCAUACAGACAGGUAGACUUAUUUUACAUAUGUGAAUAGUUGUCAAAGCAAAUGCAAAUUGUAUUCUGCAAGUAAAGUCUCUCUGAAAUUUCUAGGGAUGUUCUUUAAGUAAAAUUAAUAUUCAAACUGAAGAUUUUAGUUAAAAGAACUGAGUGCAUAUUAAAGUCUUGUUGUGAUUUAAACAUAGUCAAGAGUACAACUGUGAUAUUUCAUGGAAGUUAUGCAAUAAAAUGUCUCUAACCUGCAAACAAAUCUAUCAAGCAGACGGCACAGUACUGAAUUUGAAACCAGAAAUACUGGGUUUUUAUAUAAAUGCUUCAUAGAUUUGUUUUAUGAUGAAGGGUACAUAACUCUCCUAAACCUCACACCACCUCUUAAAUAGGGACAGUAAGUCCACAUCAACGCGCCUGCCUUAGCUAUUAUUAAACUCUUACAGUAUGAUGUAAAGUGAAAGUACAAUGUAACAUCAUUCCUAGGCCAACUUUGACCAGUUUUAUACAGAAACGUGCCAACUUUUCUGUUUGCAAGGAUAAUAUCAGAGCAAACACCAAAAGGUUGUAUCUUUGAUGCAUUUUUUUCUAAAUCAUACACAUAAUAAACCAAAGACAAAUGAUGAAUAUUAUUUCAGAAAAUAUAAAGUCUUCCCCUUUCUUCUUUUGCCAAGGAAGUCCAAUAUUUUCACCAUUUUUAUGCACACAAUCAACUUUAUUUAACCUGGAAGUUAAUGUCUCAUUGUUUUCAUUGUUCUAAAUAAACACCUUUUCCCUUGAGUAUUGUUCUAAAAAGUUUGAAGUUGUGUGAAAAAUUUUGUUCUGAUUUUUCACGGUUGUGUUGAUGAUAUGUGAAAAGGAAUACAGACGGUAUUUAAUUAUGAACAAGAAAAGGUGUUAAAUAUCAUUAGUCAUUAGAAAUUUGCAAAUUAAGACCACAAUGACUAACACAUAUAUAUCAGAAUAGCUAAAAUAAAAAUAAAACAUCAAACGCUGAGGAGCAUGAGUAAAAACUGGAGCUUUCACACAUUACUGGUGGGCAUGUAAAAUCGUACAGCUAUGCCAAAAAGGAGUAUAGUAGUUUCUUAAGAAAUUAAAGGAACCCAAGUCCCCAGGCCUGCAGUCUUGGCCAAGGUCACAGGCCCUGGAUCAAUCAGGAUGGGGUUCAAGGGCCUUCCUGGGGCCAUCCAGUGUCCAAGGUGCCCUUUGGUGGCCUCAUCUGCCCCUCAGCCCCUGAGCACGCCCCUCUGUCCCUCCAAUCCUCCCUGUCACAGGGACAUCUGUCACAGAGCCAUGCCCCACCUCCUGCUUUCUGGAGAUGCCAACUGCCCUCCCCAUCUCUGGGUCCUGACCAAGGUGCUCUAAUGGACACCCCCUGACCCAGGUCUCAGGGAGCUGCCAGCAAGCUGGGUCCCUGAAGCUGAGAUCCAGCAAGACACAUGUGGCCCGAGGGUCCCACUCUCUGGCUGGCAGAACCCAGAGGUGGGAGCACAUUGGAGUGUCCUUCAGGGUGUCUUCACCCCAUGAGAGGGCUGGGGGCUUUGGGAGUUUGCAGCUGGCAGGAGUGAGGGCCCAGUCUCCUAUCUCUGAUGCGUCCUUGGUCAAAUCCUGUGCCUCAGCCUGCAGGGCCUAUCACGGUCACCACGUGAAUGUGUUCCCUUAGUCUGGGAGCCCCAAGCAGGCAGCACCCCCUGCCAACGACUUCAGGGCACCUGGAAGUGGAGGCUGAGAGGUCUCCCACUUCACAGAGCUGGGCUCUGGCCCAGAGGCCUCCUUGGCUCAGGUGGUCUCUCGGGCUCCUGGGGCCGCAGAUCAGGGGACAAACACGGGCAGCUCUGCUCUGCUCUGCCUACAGAGAGGUGCCCAGUGAAUGCAGGUUCCAGACAAAAGGUGGAGCCUGGCAUCCUGCCCUGCGUGGGCUUCAGCCUGCUGCCAUCUAGGGAAACUGAAUCAUGGCGAGGCUCGAGUAUGUUUCUCAGACCACACCAGUCCCUGAAGGUCCCCUGACCUCCCAAUCUUGACGGACAGUGAGAAGAGGUUCCCAGGCCGCCUGCCAAAGGUUCUGACUCGGCCUGGGUUAGGGUAAGUCUCCGGGCUGCUGUCCUCAAAAGCCCCAUCAGGAGGCUGUGUCAGGCGAGGCGCACCGUGGUGACAGCAGCAUGGACUGAGGAUUCUGGCCGCAGGAGAGGUCAGGACCGGGGGAGGUCAGGUCCAGGAGGAGGGCACUGGCCGGCACAUGGUGGGGCUGGAGAGACCCUGGGCGGGAUGGUGGGAAUGGCCCAGGAGGAGCCCCGGCUCCUGUGGCUGGAGUGAGGGUGCUGGCUGUGGUGGGAGAGGGGGUGAAGGUGGAGAGAACAGGGGCCCAGAGACCUGUGCUGUAGGAAGGGUAUGGACUUCCUAGUGAGGACUUUCUGGUGGGGGGCUCUCAGAGAAGAGGAGACCAGAGGAGCUGGGGGUCCCCAGGACUGCAUGCGCCAGGCAGAGGGAGGGGAGGCCGAGCCAGGAGCCGCAGGCUUCUCACUGCCAGACCAACGCCGCCCUCCGCUGGCCGCGUGGGGAAUCGCGCCUAGGCUGGGGCUCCCCUGGCCCCAGGUUAGGGGGACUCCGAUGUGUCCUAGGGCGCUUCCUGCCCAUCCAGCCUCCGCCAGGCAGCCUGGCCCUGAGUGGCUUUGAGGACAGCCUCCGCAGCACAGGACCUGCCUCCACCCUAUGGGGCAGAUUUGGGCGUCUGACUCUGGACACUUACCCAGAGGCUGAAUUCAACUCCCCAGCGAAGAGCACAGACUCCCUCCCCGCUGUGCCCAGCCUGAGGGGACCCUGGCUGGGACUUGGGAGAAGGCCAGAGGCCAGGGCCUGGCUCUCAGGCACUAGGUGCAGGAGAAAAUGUAGCAGAGUCCCUGCAGGAACUGCCUCAGACUGCCCCCGAGGGACCUGGCCUGGAACCCUCCCUGUGCUACCAGGCUGCUGUUGGGGCCAGGAGGGCAGGGAGAGCAGCCACCUGUACGGCAUCAAGUAACACUAUCAGUCAGCACACCCAACACCCAUACGACAGCCACAGCCCUCUGCCCUGAGGCGGCUGCAAGUGAGCAGAGUCUCCUGUCUUGUUCACCCUGAGCGCGGAGCUCCGCACAGGACAGGAUCAGAGCGCAAACCAGGAACAAAUGGAUGAACCAAGGAAGGGGCCAGGGCAGUAGGUCCCCACCCACACUCUGAACCCUAAGGGUGGGACACAGAGGCUAGAGACGGGCUGGCCCCAGAAUCCUCUAAGUGACAGGAACCCUUGGCCACUGUUGAUUGCCCCGAGGCGGGGACAGGGAUGUUGGGGCUGGGGCUGCCUGGCCCUUUAAGAGGGCAGUUCUGCCCGCCGCCCUGAAUGCCCCUCCCCUAGCUACUGGAGAAGAGAUCCCGUUUCUUGGCAACAGGAAGCUCUUGGUUUACAGUGUCACCCAAGCGACUGGGAGCCGUGACCUGCUCUGGGACUGAGCCGUUGGAGCUGCCCCGCUGACCGCACUAGGCUGACCGCAACCGGCUGACCACACACACUCCUCACUCCCCUGGCCCUGGUGGGCGGCAGGCACCAUGGCGCAGACAGUGCCGCCCUGCGAGCUGCCCUGCAAAGACUACGACGUGGCCCGCAACACGGGCGCCUACACGUCCUCCGGCCUGGCCACCGCCGGCUUCCGCACCUCCAAGUACCUGCUGGAGGAGUGGUUCCAGAACUGCUAUGCUCGCUACCACCAGGCCUUCGCCGACCGCGACCAGUCGGAGCGGCAGCGGCACGAGAGCCAGCAGCUGGCCGCAGAGACCCAGGCGCUGGCGCAGCGCACGCAGCAAGACUCCACGCGCACAGUGGGCGAGCGACUGCAGGACACGCACGGCUGGAAGUCGGAGCUGCAGCGCGAGGUGGAGGCGCUGGCUGCGGAGACCAACUUGCUCCUGGCCCAGAAGCAACGGCUGGAGCGCGCCCUGGACGCCACGGAGGUGCCCUUCUCCAUCACCACUGACAACCUGCAGUGCCGUGAGCGCCGCGAGCACCCCAACCUCGUGCGCGACCAUGUGGAAACGGAGCUGCUGAAGGAAGCCGAGCUCAUCCGGAACAUUCAGGAGCUGCUGAAGAGAACCAUCACUCAAGCCGUGAGCCAGAUCCGACUGAACCGGGAGCACAAGGAGACCUGCGAGAUGGACUGGUCGGACAAGGUGGAGGCCUACAACCUCGACGAGACCUGCGGGCGCCACCACAGCCAGAGCACCGAGGUGCAGGCUCAUCCGUACUCCACCACCUUCCAAGAGAGCGCCUCCACCCCGGAGACCCGGGCCAAGUUCACGCAGGACAAUCUGUGCCGCGCCCAGCGCGAGCGCCUGGCCUCGGCCAACCUGCGGGUGCUGGUGGACUGCAUCCUUCGCGACACCUCCGAGGACCUGCGGCUCCAGUGCGACGCCGUGAACCUGGCCUUCGGGCGCCGCUGUGAGGAGCUGGAGGACGCGCAGUACAAGCUGCAGCACCACCUGCACAAGGCCCAAGGAGCACUGUCCUGUCUGCAGACACUGAGGGAAAUCACGGAUCAGGAACACAACGUGGCGGCACUGAAGCAGGCCAUCAAGGACAAAGAGGCACCUCUGCACGUAGCCCAGACCCGGCUGUACCUGCGCUCGCACCGGCCCAACAUGGAGCUGUGCCAUGACGCAGCCCAGUUCAGGCUGUUGAGUGAAGUGGAGGAACUGAACAUAUCCCUCACAGCACUGCGAGAGAAGCUUCUAGAAGCGGAGCAGUCCCUGCGCAACCUCGAGGACAUCCACAUGAGCCUGGAGAAGGACAUCGCCGCCAUGACCAACAGUCUCUUCAUCGACCGCCAGAAGUGCAUGGCCCAUCGUACUCGCUACCCCACCAUCCUGCAGCUGGCUGGCUACCAGUGAGCAGCGGCACGGUGCUUCCCCCCAAUCCCCCAAAUAAACAGCGCGUUAGCUUUCUGCA